Sus scrofa (pig) is the source of this 1746-nucleotide messenger RNA. RefSeq names its product glyceraldehyde-3-phosphate dehydrogenase, spermatogenic (gene GAPDHS). Lineage: Eukaryota; Metazoa; Chordata; Mammalia; Artiodactyla; Suidae. Gene Ontology annotation, cellular component: cytosol. Gene Ontology annotation, biological process: glucose metabolic process; glycolytic process. The record is from RefSeq and is a predicted model, not a curated record. Gene Ontology annotation, molecular function: glyceraldehyde-3-phosphate dehydrogenase (NAD+) (phosphorylating) activity; NADP binding; NAD binding.
GAAACCAAGAGGCAGCCAAGGGAAGACCUGGGCAGGGCUUCCAGGCAGAAUGAAAUAGCUACAGUAACUAUCCAGAGGAGGGUGGGGAAUGGCAUGGCGCCAGUGUGCCCAAGGAGAAAAAAGAAGAGAAAAAGCAUUCUGAAGAUCAGUGUAAAGUGUUGGAUUCCAUUCCAGACGCUAUUGAUGGACUUGGAACGGUGGUACACAGGGGGUGGAUGUCACGUGCCUCGACUAGAAUGCGGCCUCCGCACCGCCGCCUCUGUGACGUCACUAGGCUCUGUGACUUCAUGGUAAGAAGCUCUAGCCUCUCCAGCCUUUGAGCCCCCAGCUCACAGCAACAUCGCGGCGGGUGCUGGGGCGGCUGACAGGGCAUGAAACCUUAGGAGGCCAUGGCUAAACGCGACAUCGUCUUCACCAAUGUCACCGUUGUCCAGCUGCUGCGACAGCCUUGCCCGGUGACCAGAGCACCGCCACCCCAACCAGAGCCCAAGCCUGAGCCUGAGCCCCAGCCCCAGCCCCAGCCCCAGCCAAUCAAGGAGGAAGCCUCACCUCCUCCACCUCCUCCACCUCCUGCACCUAAGAAGGUUCCUGUGACUCGGGAGCUGACAGUGGGCAUCAAUGGAUUUGGUCGCAUUGGCCGCCUGGUGCUACGUGCCUGCAUGGAGAAGGGCGUGAAGGUGGUAGCGGUGAAUGAUCCAUUUAUCGACCCAGAAUACAUGGUGUACAUGUUUAAGUAUGACUCCACCCAUGGCCGCUACAAGGGGACUGUGGAGUAUAAGAAUGACAAGCUGGUUGUGGACACCCGUGAGAUCAACGUCUUCCAGUGCAAGCAGCCCAAAGACAUCCCCUAAUCUGUCGGGAGCCCCUUCGUGGUGGAGGCCACGGGCGUGUACCUGUCCUUAGAGGAAACUUCACCCCACCUCGAAGCAGGUGCCCAGCGUGUGGUCAUCUGUGCACCUUCUCCGGAUGCCCCCAUGUUUGUCAUGGGGGUGAAUGAAAAGGACUACAACCCUGGCACCAUGAAAAUUGUCAGCAACGCCUCCUGCACCACCAACUGCCUGGCCCCCCUCGCCAAGGUCAUCCAUGAGCGAUUUGGGAUUCUGGAAGGGCUGAUGACCACAGUCCAUUCCUACACUGCCACCCAGAAGACGGUGGAUGGGCCAUCGAAGAAGGCCUGGAGAGAUGGACGGGGUGCCCACCAGAACAUCAUCCCUGCCUCCACAGGGGCUGCCAAGGCUGUGGGCAAAAUCAUCCCAGACCUCAAAGGGAAGCUGACGGGGAUGGCGUUCCGAGUGCCAACCCCAGACGUGUCUGUUGUGGAUCUCACCUGCCGCCUGGCCCAGCCUACCCAGUACUCGGCCAUUAAGGAGGCCAUAAAAGAAGCAGCCAAGGGGCCCAUGGCCGGCAUCCUUGCCUACACUGAGGAUGAGGUCGUGUCCACGGACUUUGUUAGCGAUACCCACUCGUCCAUCUUCGAUGCUAAGGCUGGCAUCGCGCUCAACGACAACUUCGUGAAGCUCAUUUCCUGGUACGACAACGAAUAUGGCUACAGUCACCGGGUGGUGGACCUCCUUCGCUACAUGUUCAGCAGAGACGAGUGAAGCAGGCUGGCCCGCCUCUGCUUCCCCGAGCUCCCGGGUCAGAACUCAUUCCUCCUGUCCCCGCCCUCAGUCCCCCGUGGGAAGGAGGGCGCCCCGCGCGAGGGGCCCGCGCUGCUGGGCCAACGGUGAAAUAAAAACCCCGAGU